Molecule: messenger RNA, 1621 nt
Organism: Gossypium raimondii (Peruvian cotton)
Lineage: Eukaryota; Viridiplantae; Streptophyta; Magnoliopsida; Malvales; Malvaceae
Product: RHOMBOID-like protein 13
Exons: 1
Coding region: 446-1255 (269 amino acids)
Cellular component (GO): membrane
Molecular function (GO): serine-type endopeptidase activity
Source: RefSeq, a predicted model, not a curated record
UAAUCAAAUUAAAAACAUUGAAUCAUUUCCCUGAUCUUCUAUUGGUAAAGUACGAAAAGGAAAACCAGAAGCAAAAUCUAGAAAGGCAACCAAAAAAAACUGAAAUCGAUUUACAAAAUUACAAUCAAAGCUCAUAAAGUAAGAUCCCAAAUCCCCCUUCUUAAAUUUCCUUUUAAAUUUUCUCAAUUUUCUCUUCUUCUUUUUUGCUUCAACCAGUUUAUCCAUCCACUCUGAAACCCCCCCAAUUUCUCUUUUUUUUUUCUGUAAUUAAUUUAUUAGUAUUUGAAAAUUUUUGGGUAUUUUAGAUCUGGGUUUUUCAGUUCAUGCAAGAUUUGGGUUUUUUUAAUGAAUUUUUUUGAUGGGUUCUUGAAUAGAAAUUCUGGGUUUUGAUCCAUUGAUUGAAUAAAGUACAAAAUUAGGAAGCUGAAACAAUUUUCUUUUAGAAAUGGGGAAGCCGUUGUUUUAUGAGGUAAUGGAGAAACCAGCAACAAGUUGUAUAAUAGGUAUAUGUACAACAAUAUGGUUUUACAUACAAAAGAAGAACAUUGGUUAUCAACAUGUUGGUGUAAGUUAUGAAACCGCCAUUGAAGGUCACUAUUGGAGGUUAAUUACUUCAGCUUUUUCACAUAUCAGUGUUAUUCAUCUUGUUUUCAAUAUGAGUGCACUUUGGAGUCUUGGUAUUGUUGAACAAUUAGAUUAUUUAGGUCUUGGAAUAGCUUAUUAUCUACAAUAUACACUUGUUUUAGUCGUAUUAUCCGGUUUACUCGUAUUAGGAAUGUACCAUAUCUUGAUUCAACGGUUUAAGAUCGAGUAUUUCCGGCGAGUUACCGCUGUUGGGUAUUCUUGUGUUGUUUUCGGUUGGAUGACAAUUUUGUCCGUUAAGCAACCUUCGUCGAAAUUGGAUCUUUUCGGAUUCGUUUCGCUUCCCAUUAGUUUCGCGCCAUUCGAGUCGCUGAUUUUCACUUCGAUUAUCGUCCCGCAAGCGAGUUUUCUCGGUCAUUUAUCAGGAAUCAUAGUGGGGUAUGCUAUAGCUUGGGGUUUGAUUCAUGGGAUGACUAAUUAUUGGGCUGUUUCGAUGUUGGGAUGGAUUGUACUUAUUUUUGUAUUCAGUUUGAAACGGUCCGGUGCAUACGAUUUCAACUUCCUCGAAAUCGAAUCCGUUACGGAUCCUUCUCUUCCUUCUGUUCGGUUUAUGGGAAACAGUAGAACAUUGCAGAUGAGCUCGGUUCCCCUCGGAGGCAUCGAAAUAGCGUAGUUCAUUCCGAAGGUGUUGCCAUUAUAUGUACAAUGUAGGUCCGGAUCAUUGUGUCAUCCCUUAACAGCACUGCAGUUCAAUGGUAAUUCCGGAGUUGGAAAAACCGGGAUAUUCUUGAUGAUUCGAUGUUUCUGAUCAAUUGCGUUCAUCGGGUAUGAUCGGAUAAGUUUUCAGGUCUGUUUUUGAACUUCCAAAAGAUUUUUGCAUAAAUUUCUUUGUUGCUAAGGGUGGACUUCAAUUUUACUGAUAAUUGUUCAUCAUUAUUGUUAUUUUACCAUGUAGUUUAUGAUGAUGAAAAUUCAAUUUCAUAUGACAUUUAUGUUUGAAUAUAACUUGAAUAAAUAAAAAAACAUGUAUUUCUCUGGA